AUGCCUUUACGCCGUUCAACUAGAGUUAAAGAUGAACCAGCAUUUAAAAAACCAAAAUAUGAAGAAAAAAAUGAAACGGAUAUUCCAGGAGAUCCAGAAGCCGUAGAACAAGAUGAUGAUGAAUUACCAGAAGAAGAAGAUGAUGAAGGUGAAUAUGAAAAUGAAGAUGGAAGAAAACAUAAUCCAGGUAGAAAAGGUUAUCAAGGUCAAAAGAAACAAGCAAACGAUGAUGAGGAUGACGAUGAUGAGGAUGACGAUGAUGAGGAUGACGAUGAAGAGGAUGACGACGAUGAAGAUGAUAACGAAGAUGGAAGAAAACAUAAUCCAGGUAGAAAAGGUUAUCAAGGUCAAAAGAAACAAGCAAACGAUGAUGAGGAUGACGAUGAUGAGGAUGACGACGAUGAAGAUGAUAACGAAGAUGGAAGAAAACAUAAUCCAGGUAGAAAAGGUUAUCAAGGUCAAAAGAAACAAGCAAACGAUGAUGAGGAUGACGAUGAUGAGGAUGACGAUGAUGAGGAUGACGACGAUGAAGAUGAUAACGAAGAUGGAAGAAAACAUAAUCCAGGUAGAAAAGGUUAUCGAGGUAAAAAGAAACAAGCAAACGAUGAUGAGGUUGACGACGAUAAAGAUGAUAAUGAAGAUGGAAGAAAACAUAAUCCAGGUAGAAAAGGUUAUCAAGGUAAAAAGAAACAAGCAAACGAUGAUGAGGAUGACGAUGAUGAGGAUGACGACGAUGAAGAUGAUAACGAAGAUGGAAGAAAACAUAAUCCAGGUAGAAAAGGUUAUCAAGGUAAAAAGAAACAAGCAAACGAUGAUGAGGUUGACGACGAUGAAGAUGAUAAUGAAGAUGGAAGAAAACAUAAUCCAGGUAGAAAAGGUUAUCAAGGUAAAAAGAAACAAGGUGGUGAUGGUAAUAAAUCUGGAGAUAGAAGAGGUAAACAAGGUCAAAAUAAAGCCUUUGGUAAUAAAACCGAUAAAGAUCACGGUAAAGAAGCAGCUCAAGAUGACAAAGAAGCUGAAGGAACUAAAGAUUAUGCUGCUGAAGCGGAUGCUGAAGGUGAAGGUCAAACAAGUUCCAAAAUUAAAGAUGCUGAAGAUCGUGAAGUUGAUAAAAAUUUUAAACCUACUGAAGUUGAUUUAGCUGUUGAAGAUGAACCAGAUGAAUAA
Molecule: messenger RNA, 1167 nt
Organism: Insectozyma verbasci
Lineage: Eukaryota; Fungi; Ascomycota; Pichiomycetes; Serinales; Debaryomycetaceae
Source: the annotation of a GenBank genome assembly